AUAUUUAAUAUGGCCUCCAUGUAUCUUGCAGAUUAUUCAAGAUAAUGCAGUUAUCGAACUUGUAUCGUCGAACGAAGCGAAUUCAGAAAAGAAUCUGAUCGGUGAAGUGUUUUCAGCUGCGUCUGUCGGUGCAGCCGCGGUGCCUGAACAAAUUUUGAUCGAUGUUCAAACGGCAGCCUCGCCAAUACAGCAAAUACCCGUGGCCAACAUUAUUGAAAAGAAAGAGGAGGCGAAAGCCGAGAAGAAAUCUCCUGAGAUCGAAAGCAAGCACGAAAGCGACUUGAUUGAGGAGCAAUGCGACAUGACAGGUUUGAUACGCUUCUUAGAUAUGCCCGACUGUGAACGCUACGCUAUGCGAGCCCCAAGUAAUUGCAGCUCGAAUUUUGCAGCUUCCAUGAUUCAGAAGAUUCGAAUCACAACGGAGGAAGAGGCCAAGGCGGCAUUGGCAGAGCGUCGGAGACUCGCUCGCGAACAGGCCGAGAGAGAAGCCGAGCUCGAAAGACAACGAUUGGAAGAGGAGGCUCGUUUAGAGGCGGAAAGAUUACAAACCGAGGAGGAGGAGCAACGUCGUCUCGAGGAAGAGACGCUCCGUUUAGCCGAGGAGGCCCGUGCGGCGGAGGAGCAGAGACUGCAGUUGGCUAUUGAAGAGGCAAAAAAGCGCGAGGAAGAGGAUAGAAAGCGCAGGGAAGAAGAAGCACGACAGAAAUUGGAGAAAGAAGAGGCUGAACGGAAAGCUAGAGAAGAAGCCGAGAAGCAACGACUGGAAAUGGUCGAACGUCUCAAAAAAGAGGAGGAAGAAAGAAAUGCCAGACGCAAACGCGUUGAAGCUAUAAUGUCUAGGACUCGAGCCAAAUGCCAACCUAACAUUGCAAAGGUGAAUUUAAUAAAUUUUCUAUUAGUUGAAGUACAACACUAG
Messenger RNA from Ceratosolen solmsi marchali, 916 nucleotides. Its product is annotated as ensconsin-like. The record is from RefSeq and is a predicted model, not a curated record. NCBI's taxonomy places the organism in Eukaryota, Metazoa, Arthropoda, Insecta, Hymenoptera, Agaonidae. The transcript has 3 exons. Gene Ontology annotation, cellular component: microtubule cytoskeleton. The coding region runs from base 302 to 916 and encodes 204 amino acids. Gene Ontology annotation, biological process: microtubule cytoskeleton organization.